Carassius gibelio (silver crucian carp) is the source of this 768-nucleotide messenger RNA. Its product is annotated as olfactory receptor 52L1-like. The coding region runs from base 1 to 768 and encodes 255 amino acids. Gene Ontology annotation, molecular function: olfactory receptor activity; G protein-coupled receptor activity. Gene Ontology annotation, cellular component: membrane. NCBI's taxonomy places the organism in Eukaryota, Metazoa, Chordata, Actinopteri, Cypriniformes, Cyprinidae. The transcript has a single exon. The record is from RefSeq and is a predicted model, not a curated record. Gene Ontology annotation, biological process: G protein-coupled receptor signaling pathway.
AUGUACAUCUUCAUUUGCAAUUUGGCUUGUAUUAAUUUAUAUGGUGGAUCUGCUGUUACACCUUUUGUUUUGACUAAAAUUCUGACAGAGAAUUAUCGAAUAACAUGGCUUUCUUGCCUUGUGCAAAUCUUUAGUUUAUUUACCUAUGGUGGCUGUGACCUAACAAACUUAACAGUUAUGGCUUAUGAUCGAUAUAUAUCUAUAUGCUAUCCUUUAGAAUAUGAAAAAAUAGUCACGCCAGCAAAAGUGGCGAUAGGUGUUGUAGUUUCUUGGCUUUUGCCAUUUGUGCGAUCAACCAUCACUAUCUCAAUUACAGGAAAUCUUAACAUUUGUGGAGUAAUUAUUGAAAAAGUCUACUGUGACAAUUUUUCUGUUGUGAAGCUAGCAUGCUCUGAUACUUUAAGUAAUAAUAUAUAUGGUGUUGUUAUGAUGUCCCUUACUAUCCUACCAGUUUUCAUAAUUUUUUAUACUUAUGUUAGGAUCAUCUUUAUCUGCUUGAAGUUGUCAAAAACAAAUCGAGUUAAAUUCAGUACAUGUGUCCCACAUUUAAUAGCAUUACUAAACUUUGUAAUAGGUAUUUGCUUUGAAAUAUUCCAAAGUCGAUUCAAUAUGCGUCAUGUGCCUUGUACAGUCCGUGUUAUACUCUCUUUGUAUGUUCUUAUUUUGUCUCCUAUUAUAAAUCCAAUCAUGUAUGGUGUAAAAACUCAAAAAAUAAAGGAAGCCAUUAUUAAAAGAAUUAGACUACACUUAGUCAUAAACUACACUUAA